AUGUUGAAUACAACAAAAUUGCUCGUUUUAAUUGUUAUCAUUGUCAUCGCUAUGCCUAAUGCAAUGGGACGAAGAGUGUCAUUAUGCAAUCAAAAAUGCAAGAAAUUUUGGCAUUGCUUAUUGGAAGGUGAGCCAGACUGUGACAAUUAUAAAGGACAAUGCGAAUGUAAAACGGAACCAACUUAA
This is a messenger RNA of Brugia malayi, 186 nucleotides long. RefSeq lists its product as uncharacterized. The coding region runs from base 1 to 186 and encodes 61 amino acids. The transcript has 2 exons. The record is from RefSeq and is a predicted model, not a curated record. NCBI's taxonomy places the organism in Eukaryota, Metazoa, Nematoda, Chromadorea, Rhabditida, Onchocercidae.